Musa acuminata subsp. malaccensis (wild Malaysian banana) is the source of this 3293-nucleotide messenger RNA. NCBI's taxonomy places the organism in Eukaryota, Viridiplantae, Streptophyta, Magnoliopsida, Zingiberales, Musaceae. The record is from RefSeq and is a predicted model, not a curated record.
GGGUUACAUUGAAAGGGAACCGAAAGGAAGGGGAGCGCUCGAUAGAUCGGUAGAGCGAGCCACAGCAACGAGCAGAAGAGGAGCAAAUUUGACAUUAUUAGGUUUCCAGAUUACAGGAAUCGAACAAAGCUCGAGUCUUCUCUUCCUUUUUCUUUCGUUUUCCCUUUUCAAGCAUCUCCGGGAAUCCUUUUUCUUCUUUGCCCCGGAAAAAAAAUCGAUUUUGUUCACCCCCCUCGCCGAACCCGUGCGCCUCCUAUUUCUUGGCGUCCGCCGCCCCCAGUCUCCGGCUACCGGAUCGAGACGGCCGAGGGUUUCGGUGCUGGGAUCGAGAUAUUGGUUUGUGGAGCGUUCUGGAGUGUUCUGGGGACCGCAUCUCCCCCUCUCCGGAUCUUUCGGGCAACUCGGCCGGUGGCUCUGCUUGUUGGGACUCGCUCCCUACUGAGAAAAAGAGGCGUCUUUUCAUCACCGAUCCUGGCUUUUGAGUCCUAGGAUUGAUCACGGUCGAGGACUCGGAAGGGGGAUGCACCUGGGAAUUCUUCCGGAAGUUGCCUCCAAGGUCGUGUGUAGCCGCUUGAGGUGAUUGGUUCUUCUUGAGAUAGGCAGUGCUGGAGAUAGAGUUCUUGGUUCUUUCUGUUGAUCACGAUUCGCUGGUCACUUAGCAUUCUCGAGGUGCCAUAAAAAUGUGAUUUUGCACAUAAUAAGAGGAGAAAAGGACUUAGGUUACAAGUUUAUUUGGAUACUCUAGGUUGGCUAUUUGCUCGGUUAGAACAUCUUUUUCCAGAGUUCCAUUGCCGUGCGCUGAGUAGAGUUAUAUGGUUGUUUCAGCGUGUGGACAUGGUUUAUGGGCAGGAGCAUGGCUGGUGGCCCGAUCACUGCAACAGCUGAACUGCAAAUUAGGUCUUUCUUGCCAACAAAGGGUCACUGAGCAAUGUCUCGCUGCUUCCCUUUUCCACCACCGGGAUAUGAAAAGAAGGUGAAGAAUGAGGCAAGGAGCGGCCAUGUAGAUUCACCGGCAAAGGAGAAUCACAAAGAGAAGCAUAAAAAGGAGAAGAGGCACAAAGAUAAAAAAGAAGGUGAAAAAAGGAAGGACAAAGACCAAAGUAAAGAUAGGCACAGAGAGAAGAAGGAUAGAAAAGAAAAGCACAAGGACAAGAAAAAGGAGAAGAAUAAGGACAAUGGUGGAAACAGGAUAUCUGAAGAUGGGAAUGAGAAACAGACUCAGUUUGACAACAAAGACAGGCUUGAGGUCAGCUGGAAAACUGAAGAAGUUAAACCUUGUAAAUUUGCUGACGAGUUGGACUAUUGGAUCAAAAAUGAAGAAAAGGUCGCAACAACGAGAAUGCUUGGUGAUUUUGGUAGUUCGAUCCAAAGAAGCUCUGAUGUCUCAGGUGCUGAAUCUGCAAUGGUUAUGGAAAGAGUUGCAAGCAAUAAAAACAUUGCUGGUUCCAUGGAUUCUUCUUCCAGGAGAAUUAAUGGGAUGGAAAGGCAAACAGACAACUUCACCAGUUCAAUUCGAAGUCAUUCUGAGAUCUUUGGAUUUGCAAAUGCAGUGCAAAAGGAAAAAAAUUUAAAGAACAAGUUGAUCUCAAAUGUCAGUCAUCUUGGGCAAAGAGGAAAUGAUGGUAGGUUACAAGCAGUAGAUAACUCUAGGGUUCCCAUCCAACAAAGAUCUGAUGGUCCACACACUUCAACUGCAGUGGAAAAGGAGAACUGUAAACAUAACAAAGUUGUCGCAAUUCCCAGCAGCAAAGUGCAAAGAUUAUUUAAUGGAAUGAACCGAUCAAAAGAAAACCUCUCCCUUCUGGCACAUGGAAAGAUAGAUGGCAUUUGCCUUGUGAAGACAAUAGAGAACAGGGGAGAGAUAAAGAAUGUUGUUACAAGCCACAUUUUCAUAGAGCAGAGAGAAGAGGAUGGGAUUGGCAGAUCAAUGAAGGAUGCAGACAAAAGGAUCAAGGGGAAUGAGAAGAACAAGGACAGGGAAGCUUAUGGUGGAAAAGAAAAGAGACACAAGGACAAAGAUCGGGAUAAGAAGAAGAAGAAAAAGAAGAAAAAGGACAAGAACAAACUUGAUGACAAAGAAAAAGAGCAGGCAAGAAAUGGAGAGAAAGGUGGGCAAACACAUAAAGAACGUGAUGAAAUAAAGAACAACAUAGGUAAAAAGGAUCAGAUAGAUAGUCCGAAUCUAGAGCCAGUGGCUUCUCAGAGGGACAACAAAAAGAGUGACAAUACUCGUGAAAAUAGGAAGAGAAAGGAACUUGAGAUGAAUGGUUUUUCACAUGAGAAUGAUUCACAGCCGAACAAGUUCCAAAGAACAACUCCUUCCCCCCACCUUGUAGAAAAUGGGAGAACAGUGGACUUAUCCGAUGUUGCUUGUUCCUUCAUAAAGCCCGAGGCCAUAAACAACAUCGAGGUAAGAAAGCUCCCUUUAGAUAUCAAGGAACACACUGUCAAUGGCACAAGAGUAGCUCAUUCAUCUCCAGAUGGCUCAAGGCAUCCUGCUGUUGUAGUCAAUGCAAAGGUCCAAGUUUCUGUGAAGGCUCCUCACCCAGAUUCCAAGUAUCUUAGUGAAAUAUACUCUGUUCCCAAAAUAUAUGAUGUACCCGAGUAUGAUGAUCAAGAGUGGCUAUUGGGCAGCUGCCACUUCCAGUCAACCCAAAAGUCAAAGCUCUCGGCCGAUGAGACUCCCCAAGUGUGGGCCGAGGCAGUGAGACUCGGGUCAGAGGAUGUUCUUGCAUUGCCCUAUGUCAUUCCAUUCUGAUACUGUCUGAUUCAUACCGAAGACAUGGUAGCAGGAUCCAGAUACAUCACUCAUUCCUUCUUGCUGCCCUUCAUUGCAUCUGCCUUCCGCAGAUAAGAAUUCCAACUUGUUGGAGCAGUAUCACAGACACCAUUGAUCCAUGAGAUAGCUCCCAGCUUGCAGGAUCUGAGCAAAUCAACACAUGGUUAAGUUCCUAUCUAAAAUGAGCCUCUCUAUGCUGCAAUGUUUCAAGUCCACAAGAUCGGAAGGGAGAUCUUCCUACAUGUUACAUCUAUGGAUUGGAUUACAAUGACUGCCAUCACAACAGGUGUUGCUGCUGCCCCACCACACAGUUUUGAUUCAUGUAAAUCUAUUCAUAACAUGAAAUGUACAAUACAAGGACAAGAGAAGAACAUUAAAGAGGCUGCUGUGGGCUGACUUUCUUUUGACUCGGGGGAAAGGUUUGAUUGUUUAGCUACGACAGAAGCACCACUAAUUUGGGUUGCAUUUGUAUGGUUGCACAAGAUGAAAGAUAGGACAUAUCAUUUACUCUGCA